AUGACCUCAAAAGAAUAUAAUGAAGACUAUAUUUGUGGAUUUUAUUCAGAUUCUAUUGAAGAAUCUAUUUACAGUUCGUCCAAUAGUAAAAAUAAUAUAGGAAAAUGUGAUUAUAUUAAUGGAUCUCUACCUAAAAUUUCUUGUGAUGUAAGAAUCGAUCAUACUAACUCGUCGAGAAAAAUAAAUAGGCAUCUGAAAAAGCUACCGUUGAAGAAGGAAAAUAAAAAAAAACUCUCUUUAUAAAGUGUUUAUGGAGAAGUAGGUUUAAAUCAAGAAUCAAAUGUAUAAUUAUUUGAGGAUAUAUGCUAGAGCCUAUGUGAUAAAAAAGGAUAUUAGAAUAUAAAAAGAAAGAAGAAAACACAAGAAUCAAAGUAUGGGUACCCAGGAGAAACAAAAAAUAUGUAUUAUAAUAUUAGUUAGAAUUUAAAACAUUAUAUAGGUAUCUUACUUUAUUCAUUAAGUAGAAUUUAAUUUUGAUGAAUAAUAAAAGUCAGAACAUGAAAUUAGGAAAUUUUUAGAAACUCCUGCUAGGUUGGGUUUUGCUGGAUUAAAAAAGAUUCUAAAUUAAAAUUCAAAGCUGAAAUAAAUAGCCAGAAUAUUCUUUGCAUAAUUUGGUUGGUCUCGAUUUUUCAUAAUGAAUAAUAGAGUUGAUUUGGAUCCAUACUUUAGAUUUAAAUCAACUUUUCUAAUUGGCAGAUGA
Messenger RNA from Paramecium pentaurelia, 700 nucleotides. NCBI's taxonomy places the organism in Eukaryota, Ciliophora, Oligohymenophorea, Peniculida, Parameciidae. The record is from the annotation of a GenBank genome assembly.